Messenger RNA from Microtus oregoni (creeping vole), 2434 nucleotides. RefSeq names its product histidine--tRNA ligase, mitochondrial. The transcript is spliced from 13 exons. The coding region runs from base 169 to 1689 and encodes 506 amino acids. Gene Ontology annotation, cellular component: cytoplasm; mitochondrion. The record is from RefSeq and is a predicted model, not a curated record. Lineage: Eukaryota; Metazoa; Chordata; Mammalia; Rodentia; Cricetidae. Gene Ontology annotation, biological process: histidyl-tRNA aminoacylation. Gene Ontology annotation, molecular function: ATP binding; identical protein binding; histidine-tRNA ligase activity.
GAGCGUGAGAUACUCGGAGUUUAGUCCCACCCCGGACUAGCGCCGACCUCGGGUGCUUUCAGGGGCUCGUUCUAGGUUCUUCAACUCCUUGUCGCCUUUCUGAGGUCGGGCUGGCCUCGUUCCCAGACCCUUGGCUCCUGCUCCGGGAAGCUGACGUCCUGCUGCACGAUGUCCCACCUGGGGCCCCUGCGGUGUGGUGCCUGGGCGGCGCUGCUCCGCCAGCUCCUGCGACCUCCCCGCGCUGUGUGCACCCGGGCGGUCGGCUGUCACAGUCAGGUUGCAGAGGCAGUGUUAACAUCCCAACUGAAACCACAUCAAGAGAAACCAAAUUUUAUCAUCAAGGUUCCAAAGGGCACCAGGGAUUUAAACCCUCAACAGAUGGUUUUGAGGGAGAAAAUUCUUGAUGAGAUUAUCAGCUGCUUUAAACGUCAUGGGGCAAAGGGGUUGGAUACACCAGCAUUCGAGCUCACAGAAAUGCUCACCGAGAAGUAUGAAGACAACUUCGGCCUCAUGUACGAUUUGAAGGAUCAAGGUGGAGAGUUGUUGUCUCUUCGCUAUGACCUUACCGUCCCCUUUGCUCGCUAUCUGGCCAUGAAUAAACUGAAGAAGAUGAAGCGAUAUCAAGUUGGAAAGGUGUGGCGGCGAGAGAGCCCAGCCAUAGUCCAGGGCCGCUACCGGGAGUUCUGCCAAUGUGAUUUUGACAUUGCCGGUGAGUUCGACCCUAUGAUCCCUGAUGCAGAAUGUCUGAAGAUCAUGUGUGAAAUCCUAAGUGGAUUGCAGCUGGGGGACUUUCUCAUUAAGGUAAAUGACCGGCGGGUUGUAGAUGGGAUGUUUGCUGUCUGUGGUGUUCCUGAGAGCAAGUUCCGUACCAUCUGCUCCUCCAUGGACAAACUAGACAAGAUGUCUUGGGAAGAUGUGAGACAUGAGAUGGUGGUCAAGAAAGGCCUAGCUCCUGAGGUGGCCGAUCGGAUUGGGGAGUAUGCCCAAUGUCACGGGGGGACAUCCCUGGUAGAGGAAAUGUCCAAGGAUCCCAAUCUGUCCCAAAGCCAGCUGGCCCUGCAGGGCUUGGCGGACCUGAAGCUGCUCUUUGAAUACCUGACUCUAUUUGGAAUUGCCGAAAAGAUCUCCUUUGACUUAAGUCUGGCCCGGGGCCUAGACUAUUAUACAGGAGUGAUCUAUGAAGCAGUACUACUAUCGUCUCUGGGUCAGGCUGCAACGGAGGCUCUGAAUGUGGGCAGUGUGGCUGCUGGUGGACGCUAUGAUGGCCUGGUAGCCCAGUUUGAUCCCAAGGGCCAUAACGUGCCCUGUGUGGGGUUGAGCAUUGGAGUAGAGAGAAUCUUCUUCCUUAUGGAGCAGAAGAUGAAGGCUUCUGGUAAGAAGGUUCGAACCACAGAGACCCAAGUGUUUGUGGCCACACCCCAGAAGAACUUUCUUCGAGAACGGUUGAAGCUAAUCGCAGAGCUUUGGGAUGCUGGAAUCAAGGCAGAGAUACUCUAUAAAAACAACCCUAAACUAUUAACCCAGCUGCAUUAUUGUGAGAAAACAGGUAUUCCUCUGAUGGUCAUCAUUGGUGAGCAAGAACAGAAGGAAGGUGUCCUCAAGCUCCGUUCAGUGGCCAGCAGAGAAGAAGUGACCAUUAAUCGAGAAAGUCUUGUGGCUGAAAUUCAAAAGCGACUGUCUGAGUCUUGAUUGUUGCCUGAUUUCUGUCUGCUGCCCUUAGAAGAAAAGUUUUCAUCUAGGACUGAGCUCUGGUGGACUUUACAACAGCUGGCCAGCAUGGCUGCUGUACAGUUGCCUUAUGCCUCCAUCUGUCCUGGAUACAGAAGUGGCCCUGAGGACUCAUGAAUCAGCGGCUACUCUGCUUGAGUGAACAUGGCUGGCAUGCAGAAGAAGCACACUCCAGCUGCAAAGGCAGAGCUGAAGUGCCUUUGAAUUCUGUCAAGAGAUGUUAAGAUGGUUACUGUGAACGAGGCUCUGGAAGAGUUGCCUUAGGCCAAGACUCUGGACCACUGAAAUGAGAAGCGAAAUGUGUACUUCACUUACUGUGUUGUAUCUGAGAACAAGAUUUUGGAGAAAUUGUCUACAUUAGACUAUAUUCUGUCUGUGCAGUAUUAAAAAGACAGUAAGAAAGGACAUUGAACAGAGAUGAUGUCUCAAGGACCAGGAGUGCAUCUGCUUCUUCCAGUUAACAGUAGAAGGGUGGGGCUCUUUAAUUAUUUUGGACAUUGAGUUUAAUGGAUGAUAAGUUAGCGAUCUGAUCUGAUCUGAUCUUUGGAGAUUUUGGACACCAUUCCCUUUGGAGGUGAAAGCAGGAGGAUGAGAAGCUCAAAGUUGGCUUUGGGGCCAGGCGGUGGUAGUGGUGGCGCACAUCUUUAAUCCCAGCUCUCGGGGGGCAGAGGCAGGCGGAUCUCUGUGAGUUUGAGGCCAGCCUGGU